GCCCUAGUCGGCCGUCCCGCCUCCGCUCCCCCGCCCCACACAAGGGGACCUGCGUUCGGUUAGGCAGCAGCUGGGGCGACUUCCUUCCUCUCGGAGCAAGAUGGCGGGCGGUGAGGCUGGAGUGACUCUGGGGCAGCCGCAUCUUUCUCGUCAGGAUCUCGCCACCUUGGAUGUUACCAAGUUGACGCCACUUUCACACGAAGUUAUCAGCAGACAAGCCACAAUUAAUAUAGGUACAAUUGGUCAUGUAGCUCAUGGAAAAUCCACAGUUGUAAAAGCUAUUUCUGGAGUUCACACUGUCAGGUUCAAAAAUGAACUAGAAAGAAAUAUUACAAUCAAGCUUGGAUAUGCUAAUGCUAAGAUAUAUAAACUUGACGACCCAAGUUGUCCCCGGCCGGAAUGUUAUAGAUCCUGUGGAAGUAGUACACCAGAUGAGUUUCCUACAGACAUUCCAGGGACCAAAGGGAAUUUCAAAUUAGUCAGACAUGUUUCCUUUGUUGACUGUCCUGGCCACGAUAUUUUGAUGGCUACUAUGCUAAACGGUGCAGCAGUGAUGGAUGCAGCUCUUCUGUUGAUAGCUGGUAAUGAGUCUUGUCCUCAGCCUCAGACUUCUGAACACCUGGCUGCUAUAGAAAUCAUGAAACUGAAGCAUAUUUUGAUUCUACAAAAUAAAAUUGAUUUGGUAAAAGAAAGUCAGGCUAAAGAACAGUAUGAACAGAUCCUUGCGUUUGUACAAGGUACAGUAGCAGAAGGAGCUCCUAUUAUUCCAAUUUCUGCUCAGCUGAAAUACAAUAUUGAAGUUGUUUGUGAGUACAUAGUGAAGAAAAUUCCAGUACCCCCAAGAGACUUUACUUCAGAACCCCGACUUAUUGUUAUUAGGUCCUUUGAUGUCAACAAACCUGGCUGUGAAGUUGAUGACCUUAAGGGUGGUGUAGCUGGUGGUAGUAUUCUAAAAGGAGUAUUAAAGGUGGGCCAGGAGAUAGAAGUCAGACCUGGUAUUGUUUCCAAAGAUAGUGAAGGAAAACUCAUGUGUAAACCAAUCUUUUCCAAAAUCGUGUCGCUUUUUGCAGAACAUAAUGAUCUUCAGUAUGCUGCUCCAGGAGGUCUUAUCGGAGUGGGAACAAAAAUUGACCCCACUUUGUGCCGGGCUGACAGAAUGGUGGGACAGGUACUUGGUGCAGUUGGAGCUUUACCGGAGAUCUUCACAGAAUUGGAAAUCUCCUAUUUCCUACUUAGACGGCUGCUAGGUGUACGCACUGAAGGAGACAAGAAAGCAGCAAAGGUGCAAAAGCUCUCUAAGAAUGAAGUGCUCAUGGUGAACAUAGGAUCCCUGUCAACAGGAGGAAGAGUUAGCGCAGUCAAGGCCGAUUUGGGCAAAAUCGUUUUGACUAAUCCUGUGUGCACAGAAGUAGGAGAAAAAAUUGCCCUUAGCCGAAGAGUUGAGAAACACUGGCGUUUAAUUGGUUGGGGUCAAAUAAGAAGAGGAGUGACAAUCAAGCCAACAGUAGAUGAUGACUGAAGAAUUCCAGUGAAAUCAUACAUUUGGAUGGAGUCGGAAUUUCUCUUUACAACCUGGGGGUAUAUUUUCAAAGCAAUACUGGGAAAUUAAUUUCACAGCUCAUUACCUUAGUGGUAGCUGUAAGGUUAUUCUCAUUUUUUGGUGAUGAAAAUUUAACCUCUAGUGCUAAAGUAGGGUCUACAAUAAAUGUAAAAAUUGGCAUAAUGUCGGAUUGAAUCUACAUUUUAGCAGAAAUUAAUCAUUUCCAAAUAAUGUCUAAUUUAUACAUUAGUGCAGGUUUGAAAUGAAACUCCUUGCUACAACCAGCCUUUUCUGUAGCACACAUACCAACAAACCUGUUUCAAAUAAAGGUUUUCUUCUUA
Neomonachus schauinslandi (Hawaiian monk seal) is the source of this 1881-nucleotide messenger RNA. RefSeq names its product eukaryotic translation initiation factor 2 subunit gamma (gene EIF2S3). Gene Ontology annotation, cellular component: cytosol; eukaryotic translation initiation factor 2 complex. The record is from RefSeq and is a predicted model, not a curated record. The transcript has 12 exons. Gene Ontology annotation, molecular function: GTP binding; GTPase activity; translation initiation factor activity. Lineage: Eukaryota; Metazoa; Chordata; Mammalia; Carnivora; Phocidae. Gene Ontology annotation, biological process: formation of translation preinitiation complex; positive regulation of translational fidelity. The coding region runs from base 101 to 1519 and encodes 472 amino acids.